AUGCCUGAGCAGGAAGACGGAAACAAAGCAAGUGACAAUAGUGGGCGGAGUCUGGUGGUUCAUUGGUGGCCGUCUCCCUGGCAGCGGGGGCCUCCGCGUCCACCUCCACGAGUCGCGAAGCGACAUCCACGUCCGGCCGCAGGAGUCAGCGGCGGGCAGAGCAUCAACCUGGCGCUCAGUCGUCGCGGCAGGGAGGCCCUGAGAGCAGUGGGUCUGGAGGACGAGGUGCUCUCAAUGGCCAUUCCCAUGCGAGCUCGAAUGAUCCACCCACUGAGCGGGACGCAGUACGCUAUUCCCUACGGGACCAAACGGGACGACUGCAUCUAUUCUGUGAACAGACGAGCCCUCAACGAGCUACUCCUGACCAAGGCAGAGGAGAGCCCUAACAUUUCCAUUCAUUUCGAGAGCCGACUCCUACAGGCUGACCUCGAAACAAACACACUGGUUUUUAGCGAUGGAGCCACGGGAAAGAAGACGGUUCAGACCGAGUUUGUUUUCGGGUGCGAUGGGGCCCACUCGACAGUUCGUAGACAGAUGAUGAGGUGGGGCCGACUCAAUUAUCAGCAGGAGUACAUCCAGCCACGGCUACAGGGACUCACCAUGCCUCCAACUCCCAUCAGGGACUUUGCCAUGGAACCAAACUUCAUCCACAUCUGGCCACAUCACGAGUUCAUGAUGAUUGCUCUUCCCAAUCGCGACAAGUCGUUCACCCUCACCCUCUUCAUGCCUUGCAGCGUGUUUGAGUCGAUUCGAAAUGAAGAUAGCCUCCCCACGUUCUUUCAAGCCCAUUUUCCCGAUAGCAUCAAUAAGAUUGGAGUCGAGCGUCUCUAUAAAGACUACUUUGCUAACCCGCAGGGAAAGAUGAUACCAGUCAAGUGCUCCCCACACUUCAUGGCUGGAAGCACUCUCAUUCUCGGGGAUGCCGCACAUGCCGUCGUACCAUUCUACGGGCAGGGGACAACUACAUCGAGAUGCGCUCCCACGUCACCUCGCCCCUGUUCUUAA
This is a messenger RNA of Geodia barretti, 1005 nucleotides long. Lineage: Eukaryota; Metazoa; Porifera; Demospongiae; Tetractinellida; Geodiidae. The record is from the annotation of a GenBank genome assembly.